AAAUAAUAUUAGGUCAAGUCAUAAAUAACUUCCGAUACAGCUAGGUAGAAUCUAUGUUCGUAUCUACCCACUAUAAAUCACCUGGACAAAACGAGUUUUUGCUUUUACUAAAUAGAUAAGGGUUCAGUCUUCCGACAACUGUUUUGUGUGGUGCACAUUUCAUUAAACUGUUGUUUAUGAUCCCUAAAAUGGGGAGUGAAAAAAUGCAUAUUCGUCAUGUAAUGCUUUAGAAAUUUAAACAAGGCAAUAGUGCUAAGGCAACAGCUGAAAAAAUGUGCAGUGUAUACGGUGAAGGUCUAAUAAGCGAUCGGGCAGUUAAAAAUUGGUUUGCCAAAUUUCGUUCUGGAGAUACGAUUUUGAAGGACGAACCGAGGGCGGGACGUCCUUCCGACCUUGACGACAACCUUUUAAAGGCAAUAUUGGAGCAAAAUCUACGUCAAUCAACAAUAGAUAUAGCAGGAAGGUUGAAUACAUCACAAUCAACUGUUUGCCUCUACCUAGAGAAAUUAGGGAAAGUCAGCAAGUUAGGAGUAUGGGUACCUCACAAUCUCAGUGAACGGAAUAAAGAAGAUCGCAUAUCUUAUAACAGACGAUGAAAAAUACGUUACCUAUGACAAUAUCAUCCGUAAAAGACAGUAGCUUGAUAAGGAUCAACCAUCCCUGCUAGAUCCGAAAGCAAACAUCCAUGGAAAAAAGAUUUUAUUGUGUGUAUGGUGGAAUUGUCGAGGUAUAAUACAUACAUACGUUCGGCAGCUGCAAAGAGUGAAAGAAAAACUCUAUGAAAAGCGUCCUGCAUUCGUCAAUCGCCAUAACAUCAUUCUUUUACACGACAACGCGUGACCACAUACAGCAAGGGCGACUCAAGAAAAAAUUCUUGAACUUGGAUGGUCAGUUUUACAACACCCACCUUACUCUCCAACAGACUAUCACCUUUUCUGUUCCUUGCAAAACUUUUUGAAUGGAAAAACCUUCAAUUUUGAAGAGCAAGUCAGUCAAGGCUGUCGAAAGUUUCUUCCAGUCCAAACCAAUCACAUUUUACAAGGAAGGAAUUGAUAAGCUGCCAGGAAGAUGGGAGAAGGUCAUACAUAAUAGUGGU
Frieseomelitta varia is the source of this 1096-nucleotide messenger RNA. Its product is annotated as histone-lysine N-methyltransferase SETMAR-like. Lineage: Eukaryota; Metazoa; Arthropoda; Insecta; Hymenoptera; Apidae. The coding region runs from base 273 to 596 and encodes 107 amino acids. The transcript has 2 exons. The record is from RefSeq and is a predicted model, not a curated record.